AUGGCAAAUUUUCUACUUCUGUUGCUUUUCAAUGUGACGGUUGUUCUAGCGCAAUGCUAUUCGGCCCCUGUCAGUAUCGACGAUCCGAUUGCAGACGAUACAAUCGACACCGAGUACUUCCAAGCCAAUUUGCGCUAUGAAGGAGCUAGAAAACUCGAAUAUAUAUGCCAUGACAGAUACAAAAUCGAGCUGUACCGCAAAUAUUCAGAUAAUCAGCAAUACCCCAAGCCCUUUUACAGCAGAACUAUUACAGCCCCGGCAAGAAUUCUUGAGAUCCCUCCAUCAAGGCUGAAUCGCAUAAAACCCGAAGCGGAGUGGGAGGUUGAUUUCGUUUUCUGGACUCUGGACUUGGAAGGCGAUACGACAAAGUUGUCGGUUAUCCCUUUCACCUUGAGUGCCCCAGCCGCUACGUCUACUUCCGAUAUAUACAGCGAUACGAGUAUGGACACCGGCUUUCCAGUCAGCCAAACAACAACGGAAGCCAGCGCUUCAAUUAGCCAGAUGACAACGGGAGCCAGCAAGUAUCUCCCAGAACAGACCACAUUGCCAGAAGAAAAGAUGAGAAACGAAGAAGCCGGUAGCGGUGGUCUAUCAGAUGGAGCGAAAGCUGGCAUAGGUGUCGGGGUCAGUGUGGGCGUUUUGCUUUUACUCGGCGGAGCAUUCUUCUGGUUCUUGGCUUGGAAAAGGAAACCAAGUAACAAAGAUGAAACAAAUGAUGCCUCUUAG
Messenger RNA from Penicillium brevicompactum, 726 nucleotides. RefSeq lists its product as uncharacterized. Lineage: Eukaryota; Fungi; Ascomycota; Eurotiomycetes; Eurotiales; Aspergillaceae. The transcript is spliced from 2 exons. Bases 1 to 726 code for a protein of 241 amino acids. The record is from RefSeq and is a predicted model, not a curated record.